GCAUCGUUCACUCGCUGACUGCGACGGCCUGAAGGUUUACUCUUAGAAAGGAAAGAAAAAAGCAGUAAAAUAUUCCUCUGKGUAUCGAUGUAUUUASUGAACUGGCCMUCCUAGUAGUUUAAGAAGUCCAUAAAGAGAUUUUCAAGGUAUUCGUGGCCCUAAUAGGGUAUCAGUAUGGCGUCAAAUGCCAGGAGUUCUAUGAUGGGUAUUAAAGUGGAAAAUGGGAAGAAUGGAGGAGAGACGAUGGAAGUUCAAGACAAAGCUCAACACGUGCAAGGAAACGAUCAAAACGACAGCGAUGAAGAAUACCACGAACCCGGCAUGCGAGUAGGCUCCGAGUACCAAGCGGUCAUCCCCGACUUGGCUUCGGAUGAGCAAAAUGACACAGAUAUUAAACACAACGCUUUAUUAGUAUGGGCCCCAGCAAGAAAUAUACCUGACGCAAAAUUGGAAGAAUAUUUAAGAAUAGCUAAAGAUAAACAUGGAUAUAAUGUAGAGCAGGCUCUUGGUAUGCUUUUUUGGCAUAAACAUAAUGUUGACAAAUCUCUAACUGAUUUGUCUAACUUCACUCCAUUUCCUGAUGAGUGGAGCAUGGAAGACAAAGUAUUGUUCGAACAGGCAUUUGGAUCUCAUGGUAAAAGUUUUAAAAGAAUACAACAAAUGCUUCCAGACAAAGCUGUAAGCAGCUUGGUAAAAUAUUACUACUCCUGGAAGAAGACAAGAAGUAGAACUAGCUUGAUUGACAGACAAGCAAGAAGAUUAGCUGUCAAGGAAUAUACGGAGCCCAACAGUGAUAACAGUGAUACCAGUGACAGUGACUUUGAGCCAGAAAAGGAGCAAAGGCAAUCAAAUGGGCAAGUGAAACCAAGAACCCCUACCAAACAACCACAGACUCAACCUUUGCUAAUCACCAGUACCUGUAGUAAUAUACAUUGCAAUGUUCAAAGCCACCAAGUCCAUAGUACUCCCAAAGGAAACCUUUGUAGUGCAUGUUACCARUAUUGGAAACGAACAGGUGUAAUGCGACAGCCAAGAAUGGGAGGUCGUGAGGAGAGAACAGGCCCAAGAGGAAACAAACUGAAAAGAAAGCCACCUAAAGGAAUGAACCUAUCACAUGACCACUUGAUGUCUAUAUCUUAUACUCAUGGCGAUGCUCAUCUGAAACCUCUCGACAAUGAGCUCACCAAUCUUAAACGACAAAUCCAGUCAAAUAAGCAAAUAAUCAGCCAAAACAAGUACUCCGUGGAAGUUGGCAUUGAUGAUUUUAGAUUGGGUGACCUUAAUAAUAAAAAUAACACAAGAUGGAGCAACGAAGAGCUGCUUCUAGCUGUUCAGUCUGUGAGGAAAUACGGCAAGGACUUUCAAGCAAUGGCUGAAGUAUUGGGAAACAAGAGYGUUGGUCAGUGUCGCAACUUCUUUGUGAACUACAGACGGCGUUACAAUUUACAGGAAGUCUUAGAGGAGUAUGAAGCAGAGCAGGGUAUUACUAGUAGUGACAAGAAAGACGGYGAGAUGCUUCCUUCACGCAUGACAGGAUCUCCAGGGUUGGCUUCCUCACCAAGUCCACAUCAGACUUCAUCGCCUCCCAUCACCUCUCAAGGUAUCCCRGGACAACCACCACCACUUCUCAAGCCCUCAGGUGGACAAGGUCAGAGGCAGCCWCCACCAUUACAAGCCCAGAAUGUAUCCAGAGUAGGUCAAUCUGCSUCUCCUCUUCAAGGACCUCCUCCGUUGAUAAAGCCCGCAGGSAGGCCUCCCAUGCAGCAACAGGACUUUGGAAGAACAAUGACUCCCUGAUMAAAAACAAUAGCAAGAUUAAUCAGAGUACGGGACAAGGAUGUCAAUAUGUAGUUAAUGCAUAACGCAUUGUGUUUUGUGCUACAGGUGUGUUUAUGUGACACCUUUUUUGAAUAUUAUAAAUCGCUGAUUGUAGUUUUGAUGGGGUUGUGUAAUUGCAACUAUUUUGAUAAAUAAUCACGAAAAUUACCCAGCUUACUUUAUUUACCAACAAUAACGUCCUUUAGAAUGCAACAGAGUAGUUUGUCAUACUUAUUUGCUAAAAGCACUAUUGUUGCUGAAAAAUUUUUCAAAAGUUUUUUUUUUUCAUCAUCUGUGCUAUUAGCUGCAUUUGUUACAAGGAUACAUAUUUCUUGUAAUCUAUUGUAAGAUUAUGUUUAUGUUUUUA
This is a messenger RNA of Exaiptasia diaphana, 2185 nucleotides long. Its product is annotated as REST corepressor 3. Gene Ontology annotation, molecular function: transcription corepressor activity. Gene Ontology annotation, cellular component: transcription regulator complex; histone deacetylase complex. Gene Ontology annotation, biological process: negative regulation of DNA-templated transcription; regulation of transcription by RNA polymerase II. The record is from RefSeq and is a predicted model, not a curated record. Bases 175 to 1797 code for a protein of 540 amino acids. Lineage: Eukaryota; Metazoa; Cnidaria; Anthozoa; Actiniaria; Aiptasiidae. The transcript has 16 exons.